This is a messenger RNA of Ostertagia ostertagi, 516 nucleotides long. Lineage: Eukaryota; Metazoa; Nematoda; Chromadorea; Rhabditida; Trichostrongylidae. The record is from the annotation of a GenBank genome assembly.
CCAGCGCUCGCAAGAUUCGAAAAGAUUCCCCCUCUUAAAGUGACGGAUCUGAAAGCUAUCGUUAGCGAUUUGCAAGUCUCUCUCUCCUGGAAUGUAUCCGGCGUUUUACUGGGCGAAGAGCCCAACUUCAAAGUGAACAUCUACAAUCAUUCUGAAUUCGGAAAUAAAUCAGCUAAAGCUGUUUUGUCCAGAGCCAUAAAAUAUGGCCAGGAACCUCGUGUUACUUUCUCACUUCCGGCUGCAGGGAAUUAUGUGGCUGAGGUCAUUCCAUUCAUUAGAUAUUAUCUUGGUAUUCCAAGUUCAGUGAAUAUUGUCCAAACCGCUUCAGAGCGAAUAGGCCCACCAACGGAUGUGCAGUUAGCAUUUCAUUCUCCGACCUCUACCACAAUCUCUUUCACAGCACCACGGCAAACGAACGAUGACAAAGAAUGCGAGGUGAAUAUCUGCUCAACGAAAGCGCUCUCAAAGAAAUGUAGCAAAAAGUUGGUGAAACCGGGCUUGUCAUCAGCCUCAUUC